GUUCUUAUUCUAAUUAAAAAAAAUCUGUAUACAAUUUUUUUUAAGAUGAAUCCACAUAUGAUUAUUUGUACUUUUGUAUUUUCAACUGCAUGGAUUAACCUUCACGGCCAUGCCUGCCAGGAAGAUGUGCCCCAGGAAUUGGUACUAGAUUGGUUCAAGAAACGCAUUCUGGAGAGACUACAGCUUGAGAAGCCGCCUGUGCUGACUCUACAAAAUCUAUCUAAUCAGAGAGUGCAUGUUGUAGCCCAGCAUGAAGCUCGGCGGGUACGCAGGGAAACUUGGCUGGAGAGAAGGCAGUAUCAGGAGAUCUCCCAAGUCAUUCUGUUUCCGAGCUCUGACAACACUUGCCUAGACACAGUCUCUUCUGAAGACCCAUCCCAUUACUUUACCUACUACUUUCAGCCAUCUCUGGACAGAGAGGAGUCCAUUAUCACAUCAGUUGACUUCUGGUUCUAUGCUGGCAAGGCUAUUGCAGCUAAUACUACAUAUGUGCCACUUUACAUUCUCUCAAUGCCCCAGGAGUUAAUGCAGUUAGCUCAAAGACCCUCUAAAUGCAGCUCAGAUGGCUGGAGCACCUACAAGCUUGAGAGCCAGUUCCACAGUGUCAUGGCCACUGGUCCAUUUCUGCUGCAGGUGCGAUGUGUAGUAUGCAGCUGCUACAAUUUAGAAGAUGACAAAACCCCUUUUCUUCAUGUCCAUUUUAGGCCACGUUGGCCUGAACGUGCUCGAAGAGCACCAAGCAUCACCUGGUCACCAGCUGUAAUUGAGAAGCUCCAAAGGCCCUCACCUGAAAAAGAUGACACUUAUUGCAGGAGGGAGCAGAUAGACAUAUCCUUUGAGAAGCUGGGCUGGGACAACUGGAUUGUUUACCCAAAGACUUUCACCUUUUACUACUGCCAUGGGAAUUGUUCAAGCCCUGAAUUCACAGCCACACGUCUGGGUAUGCACCAGUGCUGUGCCCCUGUGCCUGAGAGCAUGAGGUCACUACGUUUCACCACCACUUCAGAUGGAGGAUUGUCAUUCAAAUAUGAGACGCUACCAAAUAUAAUACCUGAGGAGUGUAACUGUAUUUGAUGCAUUUUAAACUACACCUGUGAAUCUAAGAUUAGUAAUCUAAUCUAAUAAUAGUAAAUAAUUCAAUGAUUUGGAAAAUUGCUUUUAGGUUAAGACCUUACGUUUGGUGUUUUACAUAUUGCACCUUAAGAAAGUACAAUCACAAAAUGCACACGGUUUAAUAAGUAUGAACAAAGGCUACAAACUGUAACAAUUACUAAAAGCUGAUAAAAUGGUACUGACAAUGCUUAACAUUGAACCUUAUAAAUCUAACCAGUAAUUUUUAUCUGGAUUUAAAUCCACUUUACCAUGAUGUGAUAUGUCAUAAUAUUAGUAAAAAAAUAACGAAAAAUAUAAGAUAUUAUUAUUAUUAUUGUUAUUAUUAUUAUUAUGUUAUACAUAGGGAAUCUAGCACCAUCUGUGAACAUCAAAAAAACACCUUGCAACAUUACCUUUUUUACUUUUUACAAAAUAGAAACCUUUAGCAUUUUAACCAUAAACUUUUAGCCAUUAAAUGUGGUUUAAAAUUCUUUGCAAAAGAU
Molecule: messenger RNA, 1595 nt
Organism: Clarias gariepinus (North African catfish)
Lineage: Eukaryota; Metazoa; Chordata; Actinopteri; Siluriformes; Clariidae
Gene: inha
Product: inhibin subunit alpha
Exons: 2
Coding region: 46-1074 (342 amino acids)
Biological process (GO): SMAD protein signal transduction
Cellular component (GO): extracellular region
Molecular function (GO): growth factor activity; cytokine activity
Source: RefSeq, a predicted model, not a curated record